UACAGUACUGCAGUAUUAGGCUACCUAUCUGACCUAUUGUAUAGCAUUGCUACAGUGUUUUCUUGUUGAUCAUGUCCACAGUCCACGCUACCGCUACUACAGAUGAAUUGAAAUCUGCAACUGAUAAAAAACAAGAAAAUGUUAACUUUAAAAAGUUCCAUAGAUCGGAAAUAAUAUUUCUGGGUUCCACUAUUGCUCUGGUUACUCUGACUGCAUGUGCUACCGUCUUGUUAUCACCAGUGAAUACAGCACCAGCUGAUUCAACCAAGUGCUUUGACAUUUGCAAAUUGACAUUAGUGGAAACAAUACCAGACAAUUUAACAUUUCCAUCCGGCAGUCCUACACAUCUGGACACUUAUGCCAGUUGGAAUUCUCUCAUUGAUGAAGCAGUCUAUGGAAUUGAUAUUGGAUCUUCUUAUUGGACUUUGCGAGAAGAAGAUGUUGUUCCAGAUCCAUCCGCUUGGAAGGGAGAAAAAAUAUUUGAUCGCUUGCUUGAAGUUGGUAAAGAUGGUGGCAUUUCUAUACGGAUUGCACAAAAUAACAACAGUGAUCCAAAUCAAAUGAAUGACACUACAAUAUUGGCGAAUGAAGGAGCAGCUGCUGUUCGAACACUUGAUUUUAAUAAGCUACUCGGUGCAGGUAUCUUACAUACAAAAAUGUGGAUGACUGACAACAUGCAUUUUUAUGUUGGAAGUGCAAAUCUUGAUUGGCGGUCUCUGACACAGGUUAAAGAGCUUGGCAUAAUGGUAACAGAUUGUGCUUGCAUGGGGCGUGAUUUGCAAAAAGUUUUUUCUGUGUAUUGGAAAUUAGGUGAAGAUGGGGCAACAGUACCUUCUGAAUGGCCCCCAGAACUAGCAACUGACAUUAAUCUUGAGAACCCAACAUCUCUUGAAAUAGGAGGACUGAAUGAAACUAUGUAUAUUUCAGUUGCACCUCCCCAGUUUCUACCGGAGGGUCGUACAUCAGAUCUAACUGCUCUUCUAGACAUCAUAGACAAGGCUCAAGAAUUUAUCUAUAUUGCUCUUAUGGAUUAUUUCCCAGUAACAUUGUACCAGAAGAAUAAUGUGUACUGGCCAAUCAUUGAUAACAGGCUGAGAGCAGCUGCAUUUGAGAGAGGUGUGAAAGUGAGAUUAAUGCCAUCCUGGUGGAAAUACAGCAAACAAACUGUUAAAGCUUUUCUUAGGUCAUUGGAAGACGUCAGUCCUGCAAUGAGGAACGGCACUAUUGAAGUGAAAAUGUUCGAAGUACCGGCUUAUACACCUGCACAAGAAAACCUUCCAUAUUCAAGAGUCAAUCACAAUAAAUAUAUGGUGACAGAAACAACGGCUUUUAUUGGUACCUCAAACUGGUCUGGUGACUAUUUUCUAGACACGGCUGGAGUUUCAGUCAUCAUAUCACAGAAGAAAGGCAGCGUUGCAAGUGAGCGCAACAUUCACGUUCAAUUAAAAGCAGUUUUUGAAAGAGAUUGGAUUUCUCCUUAUGCGAGGACCAUUGAUGAAGCCGGGACAUAAAUCAUAGAAACCAUAUAAUUUUGUUCCUUAUGUUACUUAACAAGCAAGCAUUGUGUAAUCUAGUGCAAUAUUUAUUAUUUAUGGCAUCAUACGAUCAAUCAAGUGUAAGUUCAUUACAACUCAAUAAGCAGCAUAACAGAUGAUCAAAUAUUGUUCAUAAUAAGCGAAGAAAAACUGAUUGCGGAAUCAACAGUCACUAAUAGAUCCGUAAAUGAGGUUUAAAUCAUAUAGAAUAAAAAGGUUUUGCCAAAGGCGGUGGUACGUGUUCACUCAUCUGAAAAUAUAUAAAACACCAUUAUAAGCGUACAACCACACAAUAUAUUAAAAAAAUUACAUAAAUAGAAAGUUGGUAUAAGCACGUUUUCACUCACCCAAAAAUGUGAUAUAUUAUUCGUACACACUCGCACAACUUACACCGCAGAGAUAUAAUAAAAUGCGAUAGAAUGUUUAGUGUUAACUCUCUCAAAAUAUAAUAUUAAUUCACACAUACUGGCAUACCUACGACCACAGCGAUAAAAUAAUAUAAAUCGCUUGAUAAAGCAAACAAGAACCAGAAAAAUCUUUUAUGUUUAAUUGAGACCAAAGCAUCAAGAAACCUGUUAUUAAAUCUGUCAAAUGGCGCAUAGAAUAAUGUUAUAUGCAUUAUGCUUCCCAUGACCAUCUCUUAUAUUUAUAUUAUUGAGUGAUAUCUUUGCACUUUCCGUAUUUUCGGACUCCAUUGAAAGCAAUUUCUCCACCUCUUAAAAGCUUCUUUCAGAUGAUAUAUUAAGUAAAAAAAAAAAUAAAAAACACAAAGAACCUUAAAAAAUACUAUUUCUUCAUUCUUGAUGUCAAGAUUGUUCAUUUAUAUUUUUACUGAUCCAAUCAUAUUUAUUUCUGGCCUUAGACGUUCCAUCACGUUUCAAACCAUUGCCUUAAAUAGUGGUAUUUUAUAUGCUUAUAUCGUAGAAUAUACUAUUAUUUAUGAUGUGCAUUCGUAUUAGUGUACUGUGCCUUACUGCAAUUGAACAUGUUCCGGUAUAUAUUAUUGCUAAAUAUGGCGUUUUUAGUUUCAUUCUCUUCGGUAUCUUGUACGUUGUACCCAUUUUGUUGUGUUGGGUUUAAACACUUCAUCACUGUAAGCACACGUUACGCAAUAAAAUUUGCUGUUAACCAUUUCCCACAGCAUAAGUGAUUUUGAUUCAAUAUUUCAAUUAAACCGGUAAUACCCGGCCACUUGGUGGCCUGAUAAUGAUGAUUCUGGCGACGUAGGUAACUUUUCCUGAGCCAUACCGGUACUCUAUGAUAGUGAUGAAACUAACAUCUCCUAUUUCUUAAUUGGAUGUUGGAAUCUUGUCUGUGGCUUCCCUUCCCCAGUAAAGCUAUGUUUGCCUAUUUCUCGUAAUUCGUGUACUUUUGAUUUCUAAUGAUUAAAAAACUUAAUUUCAUCUUGAUUUUAUCACGAAUAUGGGGCGAAUUUACUAUGACGUUUGUAUAUUAAAAAGCUUUUUCUGUA
This is a messenger RNA of Styela clava, 3006 nucleotides long. RefSeq names its product 5'-3' exonuclease PLD3-like. Gene Ontology annotation, molecular function: catalytic activity. The record is from RefSeq and is a predicted model, not a curated record. NCBI's taxonomy places the organism in Eukaryota, Metazoa, Chordata, Ascidiacea, Stolidobranchia, Styelidae.